This is a messenger RNA of Clunio marinus, 1615 nucleotides long. The record is from the annotation of a GenBank genome assembly. Lineage: Eukaryota; Metazoa; Arthropoda; Insecta; Diptera; Chironomidae.
AAAAACAAUGUUUGUCAUCUUUCUAAGCGACUGAAACAAAAACACUUCAGGAAAGAUUUCAGUUAUUUGCCGGUUUUAUCAAGACAAACACACAGUAACUUGAGUGAACUUUUACGACAUGGAAGAUAACAAAAACACUCGACCUGGAUAUCCAUCACCAUUAUGGGCUAUGAAAAAUGGUCCUCGUGAAAAGAUUCUUUAUGUCGUGACUGUUCAACCAAACGCAAACGAUGAAAACGGUGAUUAUUUGUCAACUGUUGACGUGGAUCCGCAAAGUGAAACAUUUUGUCAAGUUAUUCAUCGAGCAUAUGCCGGUAGGAGGGGUCAAGAGUUUCAUCACACUGGCUGGAAUACUUGUAGCAGUUGUCAUUCAUGUUCGAAGGCUUGUGACACUCCAAAAAGGGACAAACUUGUUCUUCCAUGUCUCAUGAGUGAUGCGAUAUUUAUUUUCGAUGUUGGAAAUGAUCCGAAAGCACCAAAAUUAUUCAAGAUAAUUGAGGGUGAUGUGCUUCGUAAAAAUAACGUUUCAGCACCUCACACUUCACAUUGCUUGGCUAAUGGGAAUAUCAUGAUUUCAACAAUGGGCGAUGCCGAAGGCAAUUCAUGCGGCGAUUUCAUUCUUUUCGAUAAGAAUUUUGAUUGUCUAGGUACGUGGACGAAAGGAAAGAAAGCAAUUUGCGGGUAUGAUUUCUGGUAUCAACCUCAUUUCAAUAUUAUGGUUGCUAGUGAAUGGGGUGCACCGAAAAUCUUCAGACGUGGCUACGAAAACACUGACAUCGAAUCAGAAACUGAUUAUGGAAGGCGAAUCAACUUUUAUGAUUGGAAAGAACAGAAACUUAUCGACACAAUACAUUUGGGAGAUGAAGGAAUUACUCCACUAGAAAUUCGCUUCACUCACAAUCCAAAACGAUGUGAAGGCUUUGUUGGUGCUUGCUUAUAUUCAAAUGUUUUUCGAUUCUACAAGAAAAAUCCAACAGAUGAGAAGUUUACAUGUGAAAAGAUUAUUGACGUUCCAGCAAAGAAAAUUGAAGGUUCAGAUGUGAACGGAAUGAUGACUGACAUUCUUCUGUCACUUGACGAUCGAUUUUUGUAUUUCAGUAAUUGGAUGCAUGGUGAUGUUCGUCAAUAUGAUGUCAGUGAUCCAUCAAAGCCUAUUUUAACAGGUCAACUGUUUCUCGGUGGUGUCGUUUUGAACGACUCAAAUGUGAAAGUAAUUGAAGAUAAAGAAUUGAAGCAACAGCCAGCACCAUGUGUCAUCAAAGGACGAAGAUUAGAAGGAGGCCCACAAAUGCUUCAACUUUCUCUUGAUGGAAAACGUUUAUAUGUAUCGUCAUCACUUUUCUCCCCUUGGGACAAGCAAUUCUAUCCUAAAAUGGUACGUGCUGGUGGGACAAUUGUCCAAAUUGAUAUUGAUGUCGAAAAAGGUGGAAUGAAAUUGAAUGAAAAUUUCUUAGUCGACUUUGGCAAUGAACCAAACGGCCCAUCGUUGCCACAUGAAAUGAGAUAUCCAGGUGGUGAUUGUACAUCAGAUAUUUGGUUAGCUAACGAUGAUUGAUGAAAUGUUUUGUAGAAUUAUUUCAAUUGAGAUGGCAGAUGAAAUAUAAAGUUGAAGCUU